Molecule: messenger RNA, 514 nt
Organism: Phodopus roborovskii (desert hamster)
Lineage: Eukaryota; Metazoa; Chordata; Mammalia; Rodentia; Cricetidae
Product: cytochrome c oxidase subunit 7A-related protein, mitochondrial-like
Exons: 2
Coding region: 1-495 (164 amino acids)
Biological process (GO): mitochondrial electron transport, cytochrome c to oxygen; mitochondrial respirasome assembly; regulation of oxidative phosphorylation
Source: RefSeq, a predicted model, not a curated record
AUGGGGGUCAGUCAAAGCCAUGACUGUGACAUGUGCUGUGAGGGUAGCAAAGAGGUUGCAGAGACGACAGAGAACGAAGCCGGACGACUGGGAAAGGCUCACCAGAAGGGCGGUCGCACAGGCAGCGGCUGCGUGAAGCCGGUUUCGGGCAUCAUAUACUACAAGUUUAGCGGCUUCACGCAGAAGUUGGCCGGAGCUUGGGCCUCGGAAGCCUAUAGUCCGCAGGGGUUAAAGCCAGCAGUUUCCGCAGAAGCACAGCCUAUCAUAUUUGCCACACCGACUAAACUGACCUCCAGUGUGACAGCUUAUGAUUAUGCUGGGAAGAACAAAGUUCCAGAGCUGCAGAAAUUCUUCCAGGCUGACGGGGUGCCCAUCCACCUGAAACGAGGCCUUCCCGACCAAAUGCUUUACCGGACCACCAUGGCGCUGACUGUGGGAGGGACCAUCUACUGCCUGAUUGCCCUCUACAUGGCUUCCCAGCCCAAAAAUAAAUGAAUUAGCCUGUGGAAAAAUA